This is a messenger RNA of Orbicella faveolata, 4790 nucleotides long. RefSeq names its product hematopoietically-expressed homeobox protein HHEX-like. NCBI's taxonomy places the organism in Eukaryota, Metazoa, Cnidaria, Anthozoa, Scleractinia, Merulinidae. The record is from RefSeq and is a predicted model, not a curated record. Gene Ontology annotation, molecular function: DNA-binding transcription factor activity, RNA polymerase II-specific; RNA polymerase II cis-regulatory region sequence-specific DNA binding. Gene Ontology annotation, biological process: cell differentiation; regulation of transcription by RNA polymerase II.
GCUGUGGGUAUGAAGUCUUAUUAAAAUCUUGGCAAGUGGACUCAGCUUUGCACUAAUCCAAAAGAGGUUGACUGAACUAGAUAGAGCAGUUGUUUUGAAGAGAUUCAUAAAAAAAACCUCGCGACGACUGUGUUUCUGUACGCCAUUUAUAUUUUCUGUCCUGGUGUUGUGGCCCACCACAUAUUGGCAAGAACUGAACCAUGGUGAUAACCCGCAUAAACAUUACGCGACGAUAGACCAGCGGAUAGCACUUGACCUUACACACAAUUGCUAGAGGAGGGAAUGACAUGCUGCAGCGAAAGCAGACUUCAGAUAAAUGACCUAACAACUGCCUUAUCGGUAACACAAUACGAUGACAGAAACAUCAUUUAGUUAACAAGUACUUUUAUAUAACAUCGCGGGGUAAAGGCCAGAAUUUUCGUUGCUGUGUUGAACAGACUUGUUUUAGAGACCUCCUUGUGCCAUAAGGAACGCGAGUUUCGGAUUUGUCACAUUUAUACUGAGCUUUCACGCUUUCACGCUUUCACGGAUUAAUAUGCUUUAAAUGCUUGGGCUUAAUCACUGAGUUAUCACUGCCUCUAUAGUUCAGUUUGCAAACAGACGGAUAAUACUUCACUUAUUUCUGAUCUUUGCCCCAAAGACUGAGGUUCAUUCGUCCCACCACGAUGACAAGACGAUUGUAAGAAUGUUUCUGGAAUAUACAAAAACAUGCAAGCUUUUCGUUCGUAUGUUGUUGUAAACAGGCGGACACUGCCCUAUAAAUAAUCGUUUACGUCCUGUCUACUCCUAUCGACCAUUCCAGCGUUACAAAACUUUCACGACACAGUGUGAAUUCAGAUCUGUCCAUCGAUGUACUACGCGCAACUUCAGAGAACAGCGUAAUCCAAUUCAUUCAAUGGGGAAUAUCAUGAAUAUACUUCAUGCAUUGUAACUAAUAUUUCUGGACCUCUGUUUAUUGUAAGAUUCGUGAUUUAGAUGAACUGAUAAUUCUACCUUACUGCGAAGUGUCCUGGAUGAUAUUGCAGCGGAAAUAACAUCACAUCAUUAACUGAACUACACCCACUUUUUAUACUACAGUAACAACAGACUUGAUGCAGCCAUCAUCAACAAGGAAAAAUUCCUCAGCGUGCAGUUACGCGCACAUUCUUUUCAGUUUUAAAAACAAAUGUACUCGACAUAUUGCAUGCUUUCUGUGAUAAAAUAAAGAAUUUUUCCGCAAAGUGUUUUAAAGCAUUGUAAGUUACCCUUGCUAGAACUAACUUUCAUUCCUUAAAUAACUUCCCCACCCACCCGUAAGCUAACAAUUCAUAAAUGAAUAAUAUUUAUACACACGGCAGACACGAUUUCACAAUGAAGCACCGACGAAGACAAAAAAAUUCAGACGUCUGAAAAAAAGAUCUUUCAAGUAAAUUUUUAGCACCAUAAAUUUCAAAACAGCUUACAUAAUUUGUCAUAGAGAAAUUACGCUAAAAACCUGAGAGAAAGGAGUAUUGAUUUCCCAAGAGGACACGAUUACAAUGGGAAGCUGCCAACAUUUAACGUAAAGCGCUUACGGUGUUUCUAAUCCAGAACAGAUCUCUGCCAUACCUCCAUGAUGGCAAGGCGUCGUCCAGUGACGUCACAGCUGGCAGGUGGCGGUUCUUUGGACAAAAAGCCGAGAUUGGCUGUUUGCUUAAGUUUUGAAAUAAGAUACUGGUUCUUGAGAGAGCUGUGAAAUUUCCAUGUUUAAUGGACAAAAUUAUCGCCGAUUUCAUCUAGCCUCGUGUUAAAGAGACAGGCGACAAUACAUCUUUUCCCUCGUUCGCACGCUUCUGUGCGAUCGAGUUACGUGGAAUUAUGCCGCAAACUGAGAACUUAGGACGCGUUUGAGCAGAAGCAAUUCCAUCUGUAAACUCAUUUCUCCAUUCCUAAAAAACCAAUGUUCGCCAGAUUAAUUGCUCUUUAUAAGUUCAGCUCUCCUAUAGGGUUUUGCUUGCUAAAUUUGAUACAGCACUCAUUCAGUUCCAUUCGGGCACUUAACAUAUUUGAGCGCGGGGCUCUUCGAUAAACCACGACCGCAGAUAAGCUUUUCCAUAGCAUCUUUGCCCUCUCAACAAGCACGUUAAAACGCUGUAGAUCUCUGUGGCAAAGAUAAUACCUGUAAAACACCUGGGUUUCAAGGCACCUUCUUAAUAGGCUUAUUGUGUUUCAACUGUGAUUUCAAGCGUGUUCUUUGGGGGCAUUGAAGGAUAUAAAUGACUUUUGAAAGGGUGUAACUUUUAGCGCUAAUGUGUGAUUCCUUUUGAAUAGGUUAUUUUGGUUGAAUUAUUACCACACGGUAUACAUUUGUUUGUGCGUACAAAACUGACUUUUUGUUUCAUGGAUAUUUCCAUUGCGGUUAUGUAUUUGUUUAGUUCUUUUGUAGUGUUGGCUUGGAAAAUCACGUUCAGAUCGUCGAACAGUUUGAAAUUUCACCUUCAGAGAACUUUUUGCGUGCGUUUUUUCUUUCUUUCAUCACUAAGUAAUUCUAUGUUCGAGCAAGUAACCUCAAAACAAGGACCUUGGCUAAAUUACUUGUGUAUUACGCGUAUCAUGUCCCCGAUCAAAUCUACUCUGUUAACAUAUCAGCCAUGCGAAUAACAGUGAUAUCUGAAUGGAUUGUUGUUACUUUACAAUGCGACUUAGAUGCGGGGAAAUAAUCACGGCUUCGCUUUUCUCUCUCUCUCGUUCAGUUCGAGGUAUUAUUUCGAUUUGUUUGGGUUUUAAAUUAGAAUUUGAUCAGUGGCACCUGUCGGUUGGGUGUCUCCUCCCUGUGCGAACAAAGCAAUUUUGUGAAUGUUGAUUACAAAAAUAAAAGCGCGGAAUGUUGUAAAAUGUCUGCUAAUUAAUUAUCAUUAAUUGAUAACACCCUCUAUUGUCAACCCAGGUCCGCAGGGCGCCUGAGGGUGUUAGGCUGUCCAUUAUCAAACGCACUCUUGUAAACCUCCUAAACGAACUAAUGAAAUCGCGACCAAGCACAGUUUAGUUCACCAUUAACCUUGACCAACAAAGAUUGGGAACAUAAUCCGUUUGGUUUUGCCUCUUGUCUGCGGCGAAUCUUGCAGUCUCGAGGCCCAUUUAAAGAAAGGUCUAUGUAAACUCGAUGUAUAUGUUUUUUGUUAUCAAGUUAUACUAGUGCGGAAACGACCGCUGUCGACUCCUGUGACAGGCAAACCAAACGGGUCAAUUUCUUGGCUUUGUCACUCAGUCGCUUAUCAAAAGGAACAUCUAUUAAUAUGUCAAGCAGCCAAUCACAGUGCGGUAUCUAAAUUGCGGUCAUUAGUUGCUAAUUUCAACAUAACACAGUUGUUUCACUUUGUACGGCUGGUACGAGGUAUAUAACACCGUACAUACCCUGACAGGGACAGAUAGCCACACAAUCUGUAGCGAAAACAGCGGCGAAGGAAUCCGUCCAUCUUGAAGUAGCGAAGACAUCGUUAAAUAUGCAACACUGCGACUGGAAUAGGAGUCUCAAUGUCUUUCCGCCGUAUAACUCUUCGUCGUUUUAUAUUGAUGAUAUUCUGAGCUCUGGAUCACAACGACCUCAAGCUUCCAUCUGCACUUCAACAAUGUGCGAGGUGCCUAAACCGCCUUGCCUAUCACCAGCCUUUCAUCUACCUCCACCGCGAACCUACAAUAAUCUGAGCAGCCCAUUCACGCCUUAUCAUUCCCCGAGGGGCUUCGGUUUCCAUGCGCCGAGUAUACCCAGUGUUUAUGAAGCUUACAACGAUCACAGUGCCUGGAAUCUGUUUUUACCCAAGCCGCAGAAGAAGAAAGGUGGCCAGGUUCGGUUCUCUAACGAGCAAACUAUGGAGCUGGAGAAGAUUUUUGAGAAUCAGAAGUAUCUGUCGCCGCCGGAGCGCAAGCAACUGUCCAAGGUUCUUGGGUUAACAGAGCGACAAGUUAAGACCUGGUUUCAAAACCGCAGAGCGAAAUGGAGGCGCUUUAAACAGGAAUCUCAAGGCGAGAAAUCGGAAAGAUUAGAAAAUGAAGAAGCAAAGGCGAUAGAAAAAGCUUCUUCGUAAGUUCGUCCUGCGCUAGAACUCUCAUACGCACCGCAUUGACCGGCUCAACAAUUGUGAACUGUCGCAGUGCGAAAUAUGGCAGACACAACGUUCGGUUCAGUUCGGAACAUUAACACGGAAUGUUUUGGAAUUAAGACAUUUAAGAUUAAGAAGUUGCCAAAUGCUGGUUUUACAGCGUUUAAAACUCAAGACUUUGUAUAAAAUCGUGCGUAAAGCAAAACGUUGAGAAUUUAACUCGCGCUGGCCGUUGAGAGUGAGGUUCAUGUUAUUGCAGAGUCUACAUCAGUCACAGACUUGUGGAAAGUUUGCGGUUCGCAAAGCCGACUGGCACAAAGGCCUGUUCUUUAGUCGCACAACUAUUUCAUUUGAAUAGAGGAGACGUUUGCUGGUAGGCUAAAGAAAAGAGUUGAUUUUAAAGCCGGUUGUUAAAUGUAAUCAGCAACGCAAGUAUUGUAAACUCGUAUGCUAAGUCAUAAGUGUUAGUGAAUUAUACGUUAAAGCAAAAUUAAUUGCCGAGUUUAAACAAAACUGUUCCCAAGUAAAGACUAGAGAGCCAUACGCGGUACAUGUCUUGUAUAUAAUAAAAAUUCCUCAGAAAUUUCAGUUGUGAUUCCCUAUUUUCAACGUGGUUACUUUGUGAGAAGAAGCUAAGAGUGUACAGGAUAGCAAAUAGUAAAUUGAACACUGUGUAAUAGCUUUGAUUUCCAAUUAGUCAUUUUUACUGAGAAUAAACUUACUCAAACGACA